AUGGCCAAUAGGCCUCCGCUGCUGUGGCUCCUGCUCGUCAUGUGCCAGUUCACUGGAGCGGCUGUGCAGGAUGAGAGCAUGUGUGACGCUCAGAUCCUGGUUAGAAGGAACACUGUUAUGCAGGCCUCUCCAACGAAGCCCCUGAUGCUGAAUUGCCCCGUCAAGUAUAGUGGCUGCAUCACACCACCAACUGUAACCUGGUGUAAGCUACUCACCGAUGGGUCGUGUGUCAACAUCAACAUGUCCGACAGCAUGGGUAUCGGUCGGGAGAAAGUUGUGGAGGGGAAAAUUACUAUCCAUCUGAUAUUCCUUCACGUGACCAAAGACGACGACGGCUUGUAUCGCUGUGAGAUUUCUGGGUCUGAGGAGAUCGUUAGCCACGCCAUUAACGUUUCCGUGACAGGCAUGGCAGUGCAACCUACAGAGAGGCCCUCAGCGGGGGAUGGCAGCACUGGGCUCCAUCAGAACUGGCUGCUGUACCUGGUGGUCAGUGCUGUGUGUCUACUGGUCAUCCUCACGGUCAUCCUCAUCUGCGUCUGCACUCUCAGAGCAGGAUAUGACCUUAAAGGACGCUGCCUCUGCAUUGAUUCCCUGAGAUGCCAUUCCUCCUCUAGUUACAUCGUAUAG
Messenger RNA from Engraulis encrasicolus (European anchovy), 627 nucleotides. Its product is annotated as B- and T-lymphocyte attenuator. The transcript has 5 exons. NCBI's taxonomy places the organism in Eukaryota, Metazoa, Chordata, Actinopteri, Clupeiformes, Engraulidae. Gene Ontology annotation, cellular component: plasma membrane. The record is from RefSeq and is a predicted model, not a curated record. Gene Ontology annotation, biological process: immune response-regulating cell surface receptor signaling pathway. Bases 1 to 627 code for a protein of 208 amino acids. Gene Ontology annotation, molecular function: signaling receptor activity.